Messenger RNA from Apaloderma vittatum (bar-tailed trogon), 1431 nucleotides. RefSeq names its product WSC domain containing 1 (gene WSCD1). The record is from RefSeq and is a predicted model, not a curated record. The annotation marks the transcript as partial. Gene Ontology annotation, molecular function: sulfotransferase activity. The transcript has 9 exons. Lineage: Eukaryota; Metazoa; Chordata; Aves; Trogoniformes; Trogonidae.
UGUCCCGCAACUCGGAGCUCCGGCAGCUGAGGAGAAGGUGGUUUCACAGGUUCAUCAGCGACCAGGAGCCCGUGCAAACAGUGGGAUUUAAAGCGAUGAAGCACGGUCCUGAACACAAAGGCACCUACGUGGGAUGCUUCAGCGACGAGUCGAGGGAGCGGACGCUGAAGGGAGCCGUGUUUUACGACUUAAGGAAAAUGACAGUAGCUCACUGUCAGGAAGCUUGUGCUGAGAGGGCUUACACCUACGCGGGGCUGGCGUACGGAGCAGAGUGCUACUGCGGGAACAAGCUCCCGGCCACCGCCUCGAAGCCCGAGGAGUGCAACAGCGAGUGCAAGGGGGAAAAGGGCUCCGUCUGCGGAGGGAUGAACCGGCUCUCUGUCUACAGGGUGGAGGAGCUGCGGCCAGGAGCGAGACGACGGAGGAAUGUUAUCUAUCGAGGAUGUUUUAGAGCUCCAGAAAAUUUAACAGACACCUUUCCAGCCUCUUUGAUACAGCCCAAUUUGACGGUGGAGAUGUGCUCUGAAUUUUGCUCCAAGAAAGAGUUCCCCUUGGCAGUCAUCCGGGGGCGGGAGUGCUACUGCGGGUACCCCACCGGCCGCUUCUCGCUGCAUGACGGGGCGGACGGGCUAACCCCGGUGCAAGACACCCGCUGCACAGACAGGAAAUUCUUAACCACCAAAUCCAAAGUGUUCGUGGCUUUGUCAAGCUUUCCCGGAGCUGGGAAUACGUGGGCUCGCCAUUUGAUAGAGCACGCCACGGGGUACUACACGGGAAGCUAUUACUUCGAUGGAGCCCUCUACAACAAAGGUUUUAAAGGAGAAAAAGACCACUGGAGAAGUAGGAGGACCAUCUGUGUGAAAACGCACGAAAGCGGCAAGACGGAGAUUGAGAUGUUCGACUCGGCGAUCCUGCUGAUCCGGAACCCCUACAAGUCGCUGGUGGCGGAGUUCAACAGGAAAUACGCCGGGCACCUGGGCUACGCCACCGACCGCACCUGGAAGAGCAAAGAGUGGCCAGACUUCGUGACCAGCUACGCCUCGUGGUGGGCAUCCCACGUCCUGGACUGGCUCAAGUACGGGAAGCGCCUGCUCGUUGUCCACUAUGAGGACCUGAAGCAGAGCCUCAUCCCCAAGCUGAGGGAAAUGGUGGAGUUCCUGAACGUGACGGUGACAGAGGACCGCCUGCUCUGCGUCGAGAACAACAGGGACGGGAAUUUCAAGCGGUCAGGUGCUAAGCAAAAGGAUUUUGAGCCAUUCACCCAGGAAAUGAAAGAUCUUAUCAACAGAUACAUCCUGACAGUGGAUGAAGCCCUGAGGGGACGGAACUUCUCAGGGCUGCCCAGAGAGUAUGUGCCAAGAUGAUAACCUGGUAGCUCUGUGCUGUGCUUAAAAUAAUUUUUUUCUUAAAAAACAAACAAACAAACAAACC